GGAGCGCGGGGAACCGCGGAGCUCCCGAUCCCCGCGCUUGGGUUUCUAUUGUAGGCGGCGCAUUCCUCGGGAGGGAGGGGGGGUGUGUGUGAGUGUGUGUGUGUGUGUCGGAGCCUUCCCACACUCGGAGCAGCUCUUAUUUAAUGGGGGUCUCCAUGCAGGGCAGACGCCAGAGGAGGUUUUGCCGUCCCCCAGCUCCCAGCUGAUCAAGAGCAUCUCACCCGGCAGGCGCUGCCAUGGAGCGCGUGGUCGAGAUAACGCCGGAGGCAGCGGCUCCUGGGAUCAGCCAAGGCUCUGGGAUGCACCUCAGGAAGGAUUUGAGGAGGAUGCGGUGCGCGGUGCUGCUGUGCCUGCUCUCGGUGAUGGUCCUCAUGCUGCCCAUCGCCUACCUGCUGGUUGGAAACCUGCGAGCCCCCAGCUCCUGCGGCAGCCAGGUCCCAGAGGAGAGGGGCUCCCUCUUUCUGAAGCAACGGGCCGUAGCUGUUACAGACACACUUUCCAGUGCAGAGAAGCCCCGAGCUCAUCUGACAGUGAAGAGACAAGACCUCAGCAGAGCCGUGGGGAACCACCUGCCCAUCCUGCAGUGGGAAGACAAGCGAGGCUUGGCCUUUACCAAGAACAACCUGAGUUAUUCCAGCAACGCUCUGGUGAUUCCUGUGUCUGGGGACUACUAUGUCUAUGCUCAGGUCACGUUCCGAGGGCCCAUUGAGAGCCACAGUAAACCCAAUUCUGUCACUGAGAUCAUCACCAAGGUCACUGACAGUUACCCCGAGCCCACUCAGCUGCUGACAGGCACCAAGACCCUCAGUGAGAACUGGAAUGGCUGGUUCCAGCCCAUUUAUCUGGGAGCUGUGGUCUCCUUGGAGGUGGGGGACAAGCUGAUGGUCAACGUCAGCGACAUCAAGCUGGUGGAUUACACCAAAGAGCACAAAACCUUCUUUGGGGCCUUUUUGCUGUAGGUUUCUGGCAGCAGCUGGGGGAUGGGUUUCCCUUCAGGGCCCUGGGGGGACCUCGUUGGACUUUGGCUUUGUUGGGUGUGCACUGGGGUGCGAUUCCUGCUGCUGUCCCUCCUCUGUACCAUCACCCCCCUGCAGCUCAAGGGAGGCUUCUUUUAAUGGGUAGGGAAAGCUGAAGCUGCAGCUUGAACUG
Empidonax traillii (willow flycatcher) is the source of this 1149-nucleotide messenger RNA. It is a transcript of the gene TNFSF15, whose product is annotated as TNF superfamily member 15. The record is from RefSeq and is a predicted model, not a curated record. Gene Ontology annotation, molecular function: tumor necrosis factor receptor binding. Lineage: Eukaryota; Metazoa; Chordata; Aves; Passeriformes; Tyrannidae. The coding region runs from base 237 to 959 and encodes 240 amino acids. The transcript has 4 exons. Gene Ontology annotation, biological process: immune response. Gene Ontology annotation, cellular component: membrane.